Molecule: messenger RNA, 9116 nt
Organism: Rotaria sp. Silwood2
Lineage: Eukaryota; Metazoa; Rotifera; Eurotatoria; Philodinida; Philodinidae
Source: the annotation of a GenBank genome assembly
UCACCCAUUUCACGAAGAAAGACAAUUGAAAUGCUAACACAUAAGUUUAACAAAAACAAUAAAGACUUUUACAGUCAAAAAUAAAUAUCUCAACAAUAAUCGAUAAGAAAGAUUUUAACAAUCAAUAAUAAAAAAAUAUAGAGAAAUGAGAACAUGAAGAGUGAAUAGAUAAAGAAGAGGAAGUCUACGAUUUGAGCUGAAGAUUAGUCAUCCCCUCGCUCAAUCACCAUGAAAGCAGAACAUUAUUCUAUACUUCUCCAGAUCGCUAGCAUUACCCUCAAUUUGUUUAAAAAAAUGUAUAUUGAAAAAAAAAGCUAUAUUUAUAAAGAAUACAGACAGGCCGGGCGGCCUGGUGUUUUAAGCGGCCUGUCUGGCCUGGUUGAGGGGUCGGCCUGGCCUAAAAAACGUGGCCUGUGCCUGUGACAGGCAGGCAGGCCCAGGCAGGCAGGCAGGCCUAGUGGCCUGGUUGGAUCUCUGGUGUAUAGCGUGAUAUAGGCUAAAAUUCCAGUAAAAUGGCUAUAACUCAAGAGGAAAGGCGUAUUAGCCCGAACCCUCUUGGGGUUUCUUAUUACUCACUAGGGUCUAUCUAACGAAAAUAGUCUUGAUCAAAAAGCGAUUUUCAAGUUGGGAGACUUCCCUCGUAAGUCCACAAUAAAAAAAGAAGUUUCAGUCUAAGUCUGUUCCUCGACAUAUGAUCCUCUCUGAUUCGAUUGAAAAGUUUUGUAAGAUAAAUGGAAGAAUAAAAAAUUGAGGCAUUUGCUGGCCAAUAUACUAUCUACAAUAAUAUUUCUGAUAUCAUUCUUUGAUAACAUCAACAAGAAGUUGCCCAUAGCAGUAUAAACAAUGGCUACCAGCAGCUGGAGUCUUGGGAUCAGCUGGUAUUUCCAGAGAGCCUACCACAUUAUGAAUCUAUGGGCGUUUUGGUUUCAAACUGAAUUCUGCAAAAAAAAAGACCAUGGACUUUUCUCACGCACAGGGAUGGGGAGUGGGGGAGAGUUAGGAGAGCUAGAAAAAAGCAUUCUCCCUGACGAUUAUACAGCAGCCGCACACUUUACCCCAAACUGAAGCAAUCGAUCAAAACAUCAAACGAGACAGCGACAAAAAACUAACAAAUAAACAGACCCCAUUUCACUCACCCAUGUCUGAUACACAUUCAGGGUCUUCAAAAUUACUCAUCAUCUUAAUAGCCAUAGAUUCCCCUUUUUUAAAGAUGCGGAGACUAGGGCUCUUGGGGAGUCUUCAGAAUUAUUCAUAAUAUUUAUAGCUAUAGACCCCCUUUUUUCUAGAUAGGGAGACUAGGGGGUCUUCCGGAGUCUUUAGCAUUAUUUACCAUAUUAGUAGCUAUACACGCCCUUCUUGUGAAGCACGAUCUGAAAGGAGGGUUGAAGUGUAUAGGGUACAAAUUUUGCACCUACUCCCGUCUCCCUUCCCCUCCACAGAUCCUGACAGAGAAUCUCCAUAUCCAUCACACACUGUGACGGAGAAACUGUAGUUCUAAAGCAUCAGAUAAACGGUUAGCUACAAAUGUAUCACAAAGAAAUGGAACAAAACGAUUUCCAUUUAAUAAAUAACAAUAGAUCCAUCGUGUUUCCCAUUUUUAAUUCCAUAAGGGAUUGCGCUAACAGCUUUUUGUUGAGUUGGGGACACUAGGAAUCUUGAGGGUCUUUAGAGUAAUACAUCAUAUUAUUAGUUAUAGGUCUCCUUUUUCUACAGAUGGGGUGACUAAGGAGUCUUUCGAAUUAUUCACCAUAUUAGCAGCUAUGCACGCCCUUUUUUGGAGAUGAGGGGACUAGGAGGUCUUGGGGUUCUUUAGAAGUAUUCAUGAUAUUCAUAAUGUUAGGCCGCAGUAUUUUAGGGUAUCAACUGUUACAAUUGCGAGAAACAAUUCUCAAGACCUCUCAGCUCCCCUAGGCCCCCAUAUCUACAAAAAGGCGGUGUAUAGCUAAUAAAAUGAUGAUUAAUUCCAAAGACCACCAAAGACCGACAUUUCUUUUUGAAAUGGAAUGUCUUUUUUUGUUGGAGACUUCAGAUUGAAAUCAAAUACCCCAUAGCAUGCCAAUAAUACGUAUACUUCCCUAUAUAUGAAACUUUUGAUACAUGAAGCGCUGCCUAAUUUUUCAUCUCAUUCUACUUAGCAAGAAUUUAGCAUCUACUUCCUUUCUGCUCUGUACAAUAUGUGGUUCUUAUCAGUCGAUAUGUACCUAGGAUAAAACUUCCGAUAGACAAAUAUUUUUCCAGGCUGGUUAAACUUAUGUCAUACAUUCUUAGAAACGGAACUUUGUUAAUGUGAACUGUUGCUGGUAAUUAAAAGAAGUUGUAAUUGUCGAAAUUCAGAUUUCUUUAAAACUAGCUACCACUCUUCAGAAAUGCCAUCGUUUGGCAUUAUUUUGGGUUCAUAUGUGUGUUAACUGCUGGGUUUAGUGCAGUCUGAUCGGAAGCAUCAUCUCACCUGCAACUCCAUAAGGUUUGCUACAGUUAUCGCUUCAAUACUAUCAUCACCUUGUGAACGUCAUGUCUCGUUAUGUUUUAGCACCCAUUAGCGCAUAGUCUCUCAUUUGGAAGUCCCGUGAUACAGUGAUCAUCAGGAGGAAUUUGUUGAGAAAUCAGUUCGAAAUAACGAAGAUCUCACUGCAGUAUGCAACAUUUCUAUCAAUUACUAAUAGAUCUUGAUCUUGAGCCUGUUAUCAAUAACUCUAGCUAGCUUCAAUCAAUUCAUCUGAAAAUUUUAUUAAUGGGCUACCAUGGGUGUCCAAGGUUUUGAUGGAAUAUUGAAAACUGUAGCUGCACAUAAAGAUGCGACAGAGCCAUCAAGAAAUUUCAUCAUAGAACAGCUUACAAAUUGUGAUAUUUAUAAUACUGUGUAGUGCGUUUUGGAUUCAAGAAACUUCGUAUAUAUAACUACCAUUAGAGAUAAAAAGGGACACCAAUAAAUCAUUCAAAAAUGAAACGGAAAACAAAUAUCUUCUUCAAUGCCAUUUGACUUUAACUUAUUCCACAGAUGACAGAAAGUAUAUCUAAGUGAAAAUUACUUCUUCCCUACAUGGGAUUUGGCUUUAAAGCCAUAUGGCUGGUGUCAUAUAAAUUUUGCUUUAUCGACUCAAGAAGAAUAUAUUAUGUCAUCAAUAAAUUUAAAAUGACUAGUAGAGUAGAGAUCCAUGUACAUUGAUGUACUUUUUGUCAUUUAUUGAAGAAGUGAAAGGGAAAUGUCACCGAAGAUGUUUGCUUCCCAUUUCGUGUUUGAAUGAUUUAUUCGCUGCCUUCUUAUCUGCAAUGGUAGUCAUAUAUACCAAGUUUCUCAGAUCUAAAACUCACUGCAUGGUAGCACAAGUUCCACAAAUCUCGAGCUGCUUUAUAAUCCACUUUCUCGAUGGCUCUGCCACAUCUCCAUGCGGAGCUACAGUUUUCAAUAUUCCAUUGAAAACUUAAGGAUCAUGGAAGCAUGUUACUAACAAUUUCAGACGAAUUGGUCGACACUAGCUAGAGUUAUUGACACCAGACUUAAAAUCAGAGACUACCAGUAAUUGAUGGAAAUGUUGAAUAUAUCAGUCAAGUCUUCGUUAUUUCGAAUUGAUUUCUCAACAAAUUCUUACUAAAGAUGACUGUAUCACUUGGCUUCUGAAUAAGAGACUGCGCGGUUAUAGAUGCCAAAAACUAUCGAGACAUGACACUCACAUGAUGUUGAUAGUAUUGAAGUGGUAAUUGUAGCGAAUAUAGUAGAAUUGAAGGUGGGAUGAUGCUUUCGAUCAGAGUGCACUAACGAGGGAAGUACCCCAAGUGAUUAAUGGUUUUUGAGUUCGAACUCUGUGCAUAAGGUAGACUCUAGUGAGGAUGUAAACCCCAAAAGGAUAAGGGCUCAUAGACCUUGUCUCCAGAGUUAUAGCCAUUUUACUAGAGUUUCAGCCAAUAGCACGGUAUAUACUAACAAAUUGAAUGACAGUAUUUUGACCCGACAUCUUGCCCAUAGAUAGGUCUGCUUGUAACUAGAAUGCCCUGAAAAUUUCAAAGCAUUUUAGUUACAAGUAGACUUAUCUGCAGGCAAAAUUUCAGGUUCAAACAUUGUCAUUCGAUUUGUUAGCGUGUACCGCAAUUUAGGCUAAAAUUUCAGUAAAAUAGCUAUAAGUCUGGAGAGAAGGCAUAUGGACCCUUUCCUUUUGGUGUUUUUCAUACCGCACUGGGGUCUAAUUUAUGAAAAGAGUUCGAAUUCAAAAAUGAUUAAUCACUUGGGGUACUUUCUUGGUAAGACUAACACUGACUCCAAAUAUCAGUUCAAAAUGUUCGAAACGAUGAUAUUUCCAAAGAGUGCUAGCUAAGUUUAUCGAGCGCUGUAGCUCAAUCUAGUGGUGCAGGGAGGUCAAGGGUGAUUGAACCUUGUCGAGUAUUCGAAAAAUUAUAGUAGAGUUGAUUUAUGAAAAUCAUGACAAUGGUCCGGUUCUGAUGAAUUUCUAUGAUUAUGCGGUCACUGUAAAUAGGGGAGACAUAGGAUAAAAGGACCUUGCCGAACUAGGUGGUCUAUCUUGAAUCAGGAUAUCAUAUGUGGUUUUGUAGAGGAAUUUGCGCAGUAUCAAAUGAUAUAAAGAUUAAAAGGAAAUUAUUAAAUAGCAAACCUCCCCCCUGUAAUCCUAAGCGUGAACUCCUCUCGAGCAGUCUGGAUACCGAGAAGUUUUUUCCGUUUAUAAAGGAUUAUACUUAGGGCAAUCCAAAAUAGUAGCAGUCAUACUUUGGCACCGUACAAAAAGCUUUAGAAAACUUUCGUUUUGUAAGCAAAGAUAGUGCAAACGAUGAUCUAUGUUUUUAUGUUCUUUCAUCGUUGCUCAGCUGAUGUCAUAAUANGCUGUUUCCAAAAAGUAUGCCAAUAUUAUGGGUGCCAUAAUUGGCAACGGCAAGGUCUACAUAGUUGUCGUUAUUGAAAUCUCCAGCAACUAAUGAGGAUGGAAGAGAAUCAUAACCUGUUGAAUACGUCAUUGGAUGUGAAAAUUUUCCAUGACCAUAUCCAUAAAAGAUACUAACACUAUGAGUUCCGUGAUUAGCAGUGCCAAUACUUUAUACAUAUCCGACCAUAGUUAUUCCUACGUACAUACUACAAUCAAAUUCAGGUUUAUCUAGCAAAUCAAGCACCACUCCCAUAGGCAUUAGCGAUGUAGACUAAGAAAGGUUCUUCAAUAAUGUAUAGAGAAUGAUGAUAUCAAAUGUGAACGAUUUCUAACAAUAUCGCAAUCUUUCAUGGAUUUGGGAACGGUUCUUUCGAAAGUCAAAUACAACUUUCAACAGGCUCAUCUCGUCCAAUAGCAAUUAUUGCUGCUGACUUCAACAAUGAUACCCAACUUGAUAUUGCCACUGCCAAUCACGGAACUCAUAGUGUUAGUAUCUUUUAUGGAUAUGGUCAUGGAAAAUUUUCACAUCCAAUGACGUAUUCAACAGGUUAUGAUUCUCUUCCAUCCUCAUUAGUUGCUGGAGAUUUCAAUAACGACAACUAUGUAGACCUUGCCGUUGCCAAUUAUGGCACCCAUAAUAUUGGCAUACUUUUUGGAAACAGCAACAGAACUUUUGAAAAACAAAUCACGUUUUCAACUGGACUUGGUUCUCAUCCAUACUUCGUCGCUGUUGGCCACUUCAAUGAUGAUGGAUUUAUCGAUAUAGCUAUCGCCAAUUCUGGAACUUAUGAAAUAGGUGUACUUUUGCACAACGGUAACGGUACUUUCGCUAAUCAAGCCACCUAUUCCCCUGAGUCUGCUUUUCCGUAUGCGAUUGACGUCGUAGACUUCAAUCAAGAUAAUCGAUUAGACAUUAUCGUCACUAAUAACGGCCUUGAAAAUAUAGGUGUACUUCGUGGAUAUGGAAACGGCCAUUUUGAAAAUCCAAUUAUGUAUUCAACUGGAUCCCAUUCUUCGAUUUCACUCGCGGUAGGCGAUCUCAAUAAGGACUAUCGAUUAGACAUUGUCGUUGUCAACAAUGAUACUGGUAGCAUAGAUAUUCUCCUUGGUUAUUUUGAGGGUUUUGAAAAUCAAACAAGGUAUUCAGCUGGCUCUAAUCCACAAUCUAUAGCUGUUAGUGAUUUCAACAACGACACUCAACUAGAUAUCGUUGUCGCCAAUUAUGGUACCGAUGAUGUGAGUGUUCUUCUUGGAUAUAGGAACGGUUCUUUUGCAAAACAAACAAAAUAUUCAGUUGGCUCUCAUCCAAUAUCUGUAGCUAUUGAUGAUUUCAAUAACGACACUCGACUAGAUAUCGUUGUCGCCAAUUCAGGUAGCAAUGAUGUGAGUGUUCUUCUUGGAUAUCGGAACGGCUCUUUUGCAAAAGAAGCAAGAUACUCAGUUGGCUUCAGUCCAGAGUCCGUAGCUGUUGGUGAUUUCAACAACGACGUUCAACUAGAUAUCGUUGUCGCCAAUUCAGGUAGCAAUGAUGUGAGUGUUCUUCUUGGAUAUCGGAACGGUUCUUUUGCAAAAGAAACAAAAUAUGCAGUUGGCUUCUUACCACAUUCUGUAGCUGUUGGCGAUUUCAACAACGACGUUCAACUAGAUAUCGUUGUCGUCAAUUAUAUUACCGAUGAUGUGAGUGUUCUUCUUGGAUAUGGGAACGGUUCUUUUGCAAAAGAAACAAGAUAUUCAGUUGGCUCUAAUCCAAAAUCUGUAGCUGUUGAUGAUUUCAAUAAUGACGCUCGAUUAGAUAUCGUUGUCGUCAAUUAUGGUAGCAAUGAUGUGAGUGUUCUUCUUGGAUAUGGGAAUGGUUCUUUUGCAAAAGAAACAAAAUAUGCAGUUGGCUUCUCUCCAUAUUCUGUAGCUAUUGGCGAUUUCAAUAACGACACUCGACUAGAUAUUGUUAUCACCAAUUCCUUUAGCAAUAAUGUGAGUGUCCUUCUUGGAUAUGAGAACGGUUCUUUUGCAAAAGAAGUAAGAUACUCAGUUGGCUCCAGUCCAGAGUCCGUAGCUGUUGGUGAUUUCAAUAACGACACUCGAGUAGAUAUCGUUGUCGCCAAUAUUCUUAGCAAUGAUGUGAGUGUCCUGCUGCAAUAUAACAGAGGAGGAAUAAGAUAUGAAGCGACCUAUGCAUCUGGUGGUGGCUCUAACCUACAACACGUAGUUAUUGGUGAUUUGAACAACGACACUAAUCUGGAUAUCGUCGUGGCUAAUUACGGCACUAAUAAUGUAGAUGUUCUUUUUGGAUAUGGGAAUGGAAGUUUGGAAAACCAAAUGAUGCUUAGUACUGGCUCAAAUUCUCAUCCGACUUCGAUUGCUAUUGACGAUUUCAAUGGUGACAGUGUACUAGACAUCGCUGUAGUUGAUUAUGCUACAAAGGAAGUAGGUCUAAUUCUUGGAAAUGGAAAUAGAACAUUUGCGAGUCAGACAACUAAUGGAAUUAGUUCUGAUUCACGUCCGUUAGCUGUGGCAUCUGGUGAUUUUAAUAAUGACAACCGAUCAGAAAUUGCUAUCAUUUAUGACGGAAUGGAUAAUGUAGAUAUCAUUGUCGCAUACAAUCAUGGUUCUUUUGCCAAAGAAACAAGUUAUUCGGUUGGAUCUAAUCCAAUAUAUGUAGCUAUUGAUGAUAUCAAUAACGACACUCGACUAGAUAUCGUUGUCGCCAAUUCGGGUACCAAUGAUGUGAGUGUCUUUCUUGGACAUGAGGACGGCUUUUUUGCAACAGAAACAAGAUAUCCAGUUGGCUCUAAUCCAGUAUCUGUAGCUGUUGGUGAUUUCAAUAGCGACACUCGACUAGAUAUUGUUGUCGCCAAUUCGGGUAGCAAUAAUGUGAGUGUUCUUCUUGGAUAUGGGAACGGUUUUUUUGCAAAACAAACAAAAUAUUCAGUUGGCUCUCUUCCAAGUUCUGUAGCUGUUGGUGAUUUCAAUAACGACACUCGACUAGAUAUUGUUGUCACCAAUUCCUUUAACAAUAAUGUGAGUGUUCUUCUUGGAUAUGGGAACGGUUCUUUUGCAAAACAAACAAAAUAUUCAGUUGGCUCUUGGCCAUCAUCUGUAGCUGUUGGUGAUUUCAACACCGACCAUCGACUAGAUAUUGCUAUCGCCAAUUCGGGUGGCAAUGAUGUGAGUGUUCUUCUUGGAUAUGGGAAUGGUUCUUUUGCAAAAGAAACAAGAUAUACAGUUGUCUCUAAUCCACUAUCCGUAACUGUCGGUGAUUUCAAUAACGACCAUCGAUUAGACAUCGUUGUUGUCAGUUGGAUAAGCAGCGAGGUGAGUGUUCUUCUUGGAUAUGGGAAUGGUUCUUUUGCAAUAGAAACAAGAUAUUCAGUUGGCUCUAAUCCAUUAUCUGUAGCUGUUGGUGAUUUCAAUAAUGACACUCGAUUAGAUAUCGUUGUCGUCAAUUUUGGUAGCAAUGAUAUGAGUGUUCUUCUUGGAUAUGAGAACGGUUCUUUUGCAAAGGAAACAAGAUAUUCAGUUAGCUCUCAUCCAAAUUUUGUAGCUGUCGGUAAUUUCAAUAACGACACUCGACUGGAUAUUGUUGUCACCAGCUCCUUUAACAAUGUUUUGAGUGUCGUUCUUGGCUGUGACUAUAUAGUAUUUGUAAAGCAAAUGAUGCUCAUAACUGGAAAUGAUUCUCGACCACAGUCUUUAGUAAUUACCGAUUUUAAUAACGAUGGUCUGAUGGAUAUCGGCGUCGUUAAUUCAUUAAAUCAUAAUAUUGGUAUUUUUCUUGGAUAUGGAGAUAUCUCUUUUGGAAAUCAAAUGACAUAUUCAACUUACCCAUAUUUAAAUCCAUGCUCUAUGGCUGCCGGUGAUUUCAACAAUGAUACUCGAGUGGAUAUCGUCUUUGCCAAUUGCGAGUUGGACAGUGUUGGUAUUGUUCUUGGAUAUGGGAAUGGCUCUUUUGGAAAUCAAAUGAUGUAUUCAACAAGCUCCAGUUCGUCUCGAUUCUUUUUAGCUGUAAACGACAUUAACAACGACGCUAUACAAGACAUUAUCAUCGCGAUUUAUGAUACCAAUUAUCUAGGUGUUUUUCUGGGACAUGGAAAUGGCACAUUUGCAAGUAUCAUCUUAUUUCCGUUGGAAUAUGGAUCCAAUCCAUUCUCUAUUGUCGUUGGAGAUUUCAACAAUGACAGAAAACUAGAUAUUGCCGUCGCCAAUAAUGGAACUGACAGUUUAAAUAUUCUGUUGCAGACUUGUUAG